Vanrija pseudolonga is the source of this 1128-nucleotide messenger RNA. It is a transcript of the gene ZNF324, whose product is annotated as Zinc finger protein. The transcript has 3 exons. The record is from RefSeq and is a predicted model, not a curated record. NCBI's taxonomy places the organism in Eukaryota, Fungi, Basidiomycota, Tremellomycetes, Trichosporonales, Trichosporonaceae. The coding region runs from base 1 to 1128 and encodes 375 amino acids.
AUGGAGUACACCUGCGGCACCUGCGCCAAGGUGUUCCCCGCGGGCCGGGCCGCGCGCGACAAGCACACUGCCGCAACGGGGCACAAGGCGCCGCGGCACGAGUGCGGCGUGUGCUCGCUUGUGCUGUCCUCGGCCGGGGCCGUCGCCGCACACCAGGCCGAGGCGAACCACUUCCCGUUCGCCUGUCGGGACCCCUUGUGCGCCGAGACCUGGCCCACUGGAGAACGGAGGGACAAGCACGAGCUCGAGGCGCACCGCUUCUGCGGGCCAUGUAAGCGGCGGUGCGACACGGAUGCGAAUCUGAGGAUGCACCUCAACUCGGCAGCUCAUCGCCCCUCGAACCUCGCCUGCCCGCAGUGCAGCGGGCGCUUCGCCUCCGCCACCGGGCUAGCGCACCACCUCGAGCGGGCGUGUGGGCGGCAGCUGGACCGCCAAGCCGUGCUGGCCGUCGUGGCGCCGCGCGACCCGAACGGGUGGUUCUCUAGCGACGCGGUGCGGUUCGUGCGUGCGCCGCGCCAGGCGCCGGAGGGGAGCUGGAACGGGACGGCGUACCGGUGUGCCCAGGUUGGGUGCGGGCGCGAGUUUGCGGAGCUGGCGCUGCUGUCGGCGCAUUUGGCGUCUCCUGAUCACGACGAGCCCGUGUUCGUCUGCUAUGCCGGCUGCGGGCGCCAGUUCCUCGCCCUCAGCGCCAUCUUCAACCAUCUCGAGAGUGACGGCUGCGGCGGGGAAGUGAAGAAGCGCAAGCCGGCGGGGGCGGAGCAUCGGCGCACCGUGUCGAUUGCGGGUGCGGUUGCGGGUGCGGGUGCGGUUGCAACUACUACCACCGCCACCGCGGCCGCUCGGCCUGUCCCCGUCGCCAACCCCAACCCGACCCACCCGGCACCCACCGCACUGCGGGAUACGAACGACGGGCUCAACCGCCGCGCGAGCACGACCGGUCGACGGAGAGAGAGGGGACGAGGCGCAGGCAAGGCCGCUGCCGCAGGUGGAGACGCGGCGGCGAGCCGGGAGAAGCCCGCCGCGAUGCCGUCCCCCGCCCCAACGCGAGACUCGACACCCACCCCCACCCCGCGGCUCAAGGCCGCCAAACCCCGACCUAUGAGCAUCCGCGGGCUGCCCGCACGAUAA